Messenger RNA from Colius striatus (speckled mousebird), 1691 nucleotides. RefSeq names its product chromosome 12 C3orf33 homolog (gene MISO1). The transcript has 5 exons. The record is from RefSeq and is a predicted model, not a curated record. NCBI's taxonomy places the organism in Eukaryota, Metazoa, Chordata, Aves, Coliiformes, Coliidae. Bases 147 to 869 code for a protein of 240 amino acids.
CAGAGGAGGUGUACCCCAGCUGGACGGCGGGCCCGCACCGCCGCGCUUUACACGGGAAGCAGCCUGAGCCCGGCGCCGACAGCCGUGUUGUGUGGCCGCCCCAGCGUGGCAGCGUUACGGCGCUCGGGGGCCGGUGCUGGGUGGCCAUGGCGGAGCGGCGCAGCGGCGCGGAGCACGGCCUGUCCCGCCUCUCCGAGUGGGCCGACGCGCACCUCGGCCUCCUGCGGGGCCUGAGCGCCGGGAUGGCGGUGGCCGGGGUGCUGGUGCUGGCCCGCAGCCUGCGUGUGACAACAAAGUUUACAAGAGCUUUGGAUAUACCUAAGGAGUUUGUAGAGAAGAAUGUGAAAUUGCGAGGGAAGCUACAUCACAUCACUGAGGAAGGGCUGGAAGUUGAACACAUUCCCAUCAGUGUUCCUUUCCUUACAUCAUUCCAGAGAAAAUGGCAAUCAAAAGGUCUUCUGCGGGUGAGGCUUGCGGGUGUGGAGCUGGCUCCAAGCGGCAUGGCCUGGCUGCAGCGAGAGCUGAAACCCAACCAAAUGAUAUGGUUCCAGCUUCUGGGAAGGGAGGACAUGGCACUCGAGUGCCUCGUUUUGGUAAAUAAGGGUCGAUUUCUCAGUGUGUGCAUAAACGAAGAAAUCUUGAGACAAGGGCUUGGCCGAACGGUCCAUAUUGAGGGGCUGCAUCACGAGUCCCACCUGUACUGGAAACUCCACAAAAGACUCCUCCGAGCAGAAUUCAAGGCCUUGAAGAAAAGAAAAGGGAUAUGGAAAGCAGAAAGUUACUCUGAAAGAAUUCAAGAUAGGAUAAGUAGCAAUAAAUUUGUACAGACAUUGAAACGGUUUGCAAGCUGGUUAAGAAGCUCUGUUUAACGGGAAAAAGGGAGCCUUGCCUGGAAGGAUGCCAGUUACCUAUGGUAUCUGUUUUAUGUAAAGGAGAAAUUAAUGCUAAGAAAACAGUGCCAUAAGUUUGAAGGUCGCUAUCUUGAACAGAAACCACAUGAAGUGUCCUAAUGCCAUGUUAUAAUCCAUGUAGGAUUGAUCUUUAAUAGUAGUAUGCAGCCACAAAUUAAAGUCUUCUGAAGCUAAGCUUCUCCACAGUAAUGCCCUGAACUGCUUGUCUGGUUUUCCACCUGCUGUGUGCUGGCACAGCUGUGGUAACCAAUUGAGGAAAGCAGCUGGCACCCAGUUUUUAAGAGGUGCAGAGUGUUGGUUCACAGUGUUUGGCCUUGAAUGCAUCUCACAUAUCAGUGCAGCCCACACUGGUUCAAAAAUGCCAUUUCAGACCUUUACAAAGCUGGUGGUAUGUGUUCACACGACAGGUUGAAUUCUGUUCUUGCACUACUUCUUGUAUGAUUUAUGGUUUAAAAAUCUGUCAUCUUCAAUAAUGGGUAAUUUGUUAACAGCUGACCUUAAAAAGGUGUUAAGGUGAUAACCACUAAACUUCAUUGGGAAAAAUCCCCUUGGUAUAUCAAAGAGUAUAAAUUAAUGUGUCAGCAGUCUUACUUUUUGUAAGACAACAUUUGCUUGAAGAGGCAAAAUUUAAGCUGUUUUUUCUGCUGUAAAUAUCUGGUAACAGGAAGAUUGAUGAGGUGGACUGUGCUGUGCUAAGAGCUUAAAUGCUUGUUUGUAUGUUUGAAACACGUGUUAAGUGUCUGGAGGUGUCUUACUGUUUGUUUUGUAAAUAUUUUCAGA